AUGGAGAGCCAAGAAGUUCGGUCUUCGUCUCGGGGCCAACAGGAGCGUGCCCAGCAGCAUGCCGAGUUGCUUACGGAUCCUGUGCUGGUUUGUUUCUCGGAUGAGGAGAGAAGUGGGGUUUGUCGCGUGGAAUGCUUGGUUCAAGACGCCCUGGUGAGAUACAAAGCCUGUGAGGCUUUCUACAACAUUGCCAAGGUGAUCCGAGCUGGAAUUCUUCGGAACAUCAGUGGUGUCUUCGAUGGUCUCUGCAGGCUAUACACAGACGUCGAGCAGAACAUUAAGGAGGGUGCCCAAAGCCUGGACAGACUCAUCCGUGACAUCGUCAUGGAGCAGCGGCAUUUCGACUUCGCAGAGCUGAUCCCUCUGAUCACAUGCAGGAUCCACAUCCUCAAUCCGAAUGUUCGCCAAUUGGUGCUCGGCUGGAUCGUUCUCUUGGAUUCCUUGCCACAGGUAGACAUGAUCUCCUUCCUGCCUCACUUUCUGGAGGGCCUUUUCAGCAUCCUUGCAAGCGAGAACCGUGACUUCCGCAUGAAGGCCCAGCACUGUCUGGAGAGCAUCUGGGACACCAUCAAACGCUCUGCUGUUGACCGCCCGGAGCGGACACAGCAGGCCAUAGCUGAGGCCUGGCACUGCCGAGACUGGCGCUUGCCGUAG
This is a messenger RNA of Symbiodinium sp. CCMP2592, 654 nucleotides long. The record is from the annotation of a GenBank genome assembly. Lineage: Eukaryota; Dinophyceae; Suessiales; Symbiodiniaceae.